AUGGAUCUGAAAACCAUUAUAGAUGAAUUUGAUCGAGUUGCCAAGAAACAAGAACUAUCUACGAGUAAGUACCACCAACUGAUCGUUAUGAUUGAAGAUGAGAUUAAACAAGCACUCGCUGACCUUCAAUCAACCGACGAUAUCGAUCAUAAAUCAGUGAUCAAACACCUGGCAGAAAAGCUGGAUGCAUAUAGGGUUCAAGAACAGAUAAAGAUGUUGAAGAAGGACCUAAAAGUUGAUCUUGAAAACUACCCAGAAAUCCUGGGUGAAUUCGUAGAGACAGAUAUAUCAAAAGCAUCCAGAAACGUGGAGUUUGAGUCGCCUAUAGUAAACAAAAUCAUUCUGAACCUACUUUACCAUGAAGGUCUCUUCGAUGUCGCCAAUACAUUCACAGACGAAGCUCAACAACGCCAUAUUAAUUGGUUAAGACGUGAUUUUUCAAAAAUGCAUGAGAUUCUUGACGCAUUGAAAGCUAAAAAUCUUGAACCUGCUUUGAAUUGGGUAUCGGUCAACCGUCUCAUACUUGACCCGAAGGAGUCAAAUAAUCUUGAGUUUAACCUCCGGCGACUUCAAUUCUUGAAGCUUUCAAAAGAAACCCCAUCGGAGGGAAUCAACUUUGUCAAAACUUACCUUUCACCACUUGCUUCAAAUCACAGAAACGAACUUUUAAAUCUCACGCUCUUCUUUUUUUGGCCGGAGAAGGUCGAAACUUCACCUUACUCCGACUUAAUUUCGCCGGAAAAAUGGGCGGCGGUAAGCCAAGAGUUUAUUGUUCAGUUCUGUGGGUCUAUUGGGGUGUCGUUUAGGAACCCAUUAACGGUGACUGUGGAUGCCGGAGCUCUUGGGCUGCCGACCCUUUUGAAUACGGCUAAUCUGAUGGGUAGGGAUGAAUGGGCGGCGAGGAGGAAGUUUCCGGUGGCGAUGGAGUUGGGAAAAGAGUUUCAGUUUCAUUCGGCUUUUGUUUGUCCUGUAUGCAAGGAACAAAGCGAUGAAGAUAAUCCGGCGAUGAUGUUGGGUAUGGAUGAGUGUCAUCAUGUUCUUUGUAGUCAAACGAUAUCGGCGCUCACGAAAAGGAAAACCCGUUUUCAUACGAUUCAAUGUCCGUACUGCAGUUGUGUGAUGUCGGUUAACAUGUGCCAGCGAUUGUAUCUCUGA
Molecule: messenger RNA, 1155 nt
Organism: Lactuca sativa (garden lettuce)
Lineage: Eukaryota; Viridiplantae; Streptophyta; Magnoliopsida; Asterales; Asteraceae
Product: protein RMD5 homolog
Biological process (GO): proteasome-mediated ubiquitin-dependent protein catabolic process
Cellular component (GO): cytoplasm; GID complex; nucleus
Molecular function (GO): protein binding; ubiquitin-protein transferase activity
Source: RefSeq, a predicted model, not a curated record